AUGACAGAUUAACUAUUUGUCGGUUAAUUGUAGCAGAAAGUGGGAGAAUUGAAAACCGAGUAUGAUCUACAACGCAGUAUCAAAGACAACACCAUCAAUGCCAAAAUACAACGAUCCAGAGAUAAGAUAUGUGAAAUCCUCAGGAGAGUUCAAGGAAGAAGGCCAAAGGUUUAAACUGAAGAAAGUGAAGAAUCAUAAGAUUGCCACAUUCCCGAAGAGAAAAAACCAUACCAAAGCAAAUACAACGAGGAAGUCCUGCAAAGGAGACAUUACAUAUUCUAAUUCAAAAUGUAUUUACGUCGAAAAAGGGAACGACUGUAGAGAGAGUAAGAAUUCAAACUUCUUAAGUUAUUGGACCAACAAACAGAGGCUCUUCAAAAGUGGGUGACCAAGGAUCCAAAUGACUUAGAAAUGUUUGAUUUCUUUUACACUCAAAUAGAUCCCCAUCGCAAAGGGUAAGUCCAUCACUUGCAGAUCAAAAACUUUAUGUACGACAACCCACUAAUAAUGACUCUCUUUCAAUUUGAUAGGCAAUCCCUCUCAAUGGCCUUAGACUCUUUUCCUGUCAAGGAGAGAUUUCACUUAAGCCAAGAUGAAUUCAUAUAGUUUUUAUAGAAGUACCAGAAGGUGAAACCAGAGAAAGGGUUUCGAGAAUAUGUGCAUUUAUUCGAUCCAAUUCACAAACAAGUCAAUUUAUUUGAGAAUACUCCUAGAAUCCUUCUCUUAGAAGAUAUCUCAAUUAUGAAGGAAGCCUUCGAUUCAGUCAGUGAAAAUGGUUUGGCUACUGUUGAUGAUGCGAUUAAAGCAAUUCGUUAAAAUUGCGAGUUGUUUGUUUAUGCUGUUCAUGUUGUUGUUUUUGGUUUGAACCUACUCUUGGAGAGUGUGCUAUAACAAAUAGAGAUUGGAUAUCUUAAUAAUCCUGAUGAGCAAAUCUCGUGGAAUUAGUUCAUGUAUUUCCUUGACAAUCUCCCAAAUGAUCAGGAGGAAGAACCACAGCCGUAAGAGUAGGAAGAGGCUGUUUCAUCGGAGUCAUCUGAUGAUUAUUUCUAUUAGAUGACAGCAAAGUAGGAGAUUCCUCCACCUCCAGAACCUGAGAAGAAGAAAGUAAGGAAGAGAUCAAGUCCAAGAAAACCAUUUCAAGAGAUCAAUGUGGAGAGGAUGCAAUUUACUGUACCCAAGAAGACCGGGCAGGAGAAAAGGGAUGUGAAUAAGUAGCCUAGCAUAAGGGAGAAGUGGGUGAUGGAGCAAGUUAGACAGAAGUAGGAGGAAAUUGAGGAGGCUUAUAAAUUUAGACCAUUUAAGGCAAAGGCCAUUCCAUACAAGGUGAAGGAUAAGAAUUAUUAUAACGAAUUGUUGGAAAGGGAAGAAAUACGAAGGAGAGAAUUGAAGGAGAGAUGCAAGGAGAAGACUCAAUCAUUGCAGAAACCAUUUAAUUUUGAGGACAGGAAAAGAGAGAAACCUAUUAAAAUACCUGAGGAGGUAGAGGAACCACAUAAAUUUAGAGCCAAUCCUAUUCCUUGGUAUUGUUCAUUGAAAUUGUAUGAACGUAAUAUGCAAGAGUAGAAGAUCAAAAGUGAGAAUAGAAAGAAGAUAAGAAAGUUUUGGUUGCAAGAGAACUCCAAAUUGCCACCUAGGAUGUAGGAAUGGAUAGACAAGAUGAAAUUGCAAGAAUAAGAGAAAUAAUAAGAAUAAUUAUUGAGAUCUCAUCAUGAUUCCCCUAGAAAAGUCAGAGCCAAAUCUAUUCCCAAUUUUAAUAAAUUGCAUGAUCAAUUCCAAAAGUAAUUAGAACAAAAGAAAAAGAAAUCAAAACCUACAGUUCCUGUUGGACCUACAUUCCAUGAAAGUAAAAAGAGAGCCCAACGAGACUAUUUGGAUGAGAAACCAGUCUAAAAGGACGAUCCCUUGAAAAAGGCCAAGAAGGCUACAUCAAAGAAACCCAAGAUCCAACCUAGAUCAACGGAUAAAUUUAAUGCCUAUGUGGAUUACAUAUUUACUAUGAAGUAGAAUCAACUUGCUCUCGAUUAAUAGAAUGAUGAGGAGUAAAAAUAAAGGGAAGAUAAAAAAUAGUUAUUUAGACCAAGAGUACACUAAUCUUGGGCGAUUCAAGAUCAUAACCAAGUUCAGUAUGAGAGACAACAAUAAAAGUUCAUAGAACAAUAUUAGAAGAGGAGACAAGAAGAGGAAGAUUUCAAUAAUAUGAUGAAGGAGAUCUUUGUCAGAGUUUAUUAAAGACCUUUGUUGAUGGAAGUGGAAGCAGCCAAGAGUCAAUAAUAGCCUCAGGAGGAACAGGAGCAAUAAGAGUAGUUUGAUUACAUGAACCCUAUUGGUGAAUAGGAAGUGGAGGAGUCAGAGAGAAUUUCCUAACAGGAUCCAGAAGGCGUUGAUUAAGUAGGAGAACAAGCAGAGUAAUCUUUGAGAGAGUAUGAUGGAUAGGAGAUAGAUGGAGAUUAUGAUGAUUAGAUUGACAUUGAUAAUCUUGAUCCCAAAUUACUGGAAAAACUGUAGAAGGAUGCAAUAGCUAAAUAAUAUGGAUUAACCGAGGAAUAGAUGGAGGAAAUACAAAAAAUGGGAGGAUUCGAAGCUGUAUAAGGAAUGGAAUAUGAGGAUGAUGAGGAGGAAGAGGAAGAAGAAGAAGAGGAUUAGGAGGAAAUGCAAAAUCCUCAUUAUAAACGCCAUUCAUUUUGAAACUUAUUAUUAUUACCUAAUAAUAUAUAUAUA
Molecule: messenger RNA, 2718 nt
Organism: Paramecium tetraurelia
Lineage: Eukaryota; Ciliophora; Oligohymenophorea; Peniculida; Parameciidae
Exons: 4
Biological process (GO): cilium organization
Cellular component (GO): cilium
Source: RefSeq, a predicted model, not a curated record